GCUAAAGUGAAGGUUACACCCACGUACAAAUAAAUUCUAGAUCGGGCAUUCCUCGACUCAUUCCUGAUCAUCAAUCAUCAGAAGAAAAGUGUAGCCAGUAGUUGAAGACAGACUAUACAACGUACAGCUUCCUGGAUCAAAGCUAUCAGUACUGCCUCUCCAUGGCAUCUCCUGCAGUUGUAGAUCACCCUAACAGCACCAGUGCCCCACUCUCCCCGUCACACCUGUUGGACAACGAGGACGACUAUUUCACCAUUGACGAGUGCUCCACCGUAGACGGGACAGGGACAUCUUCACAACACAGCCACUCACAUCAUAGUACCCCAGAAAAUGAUAGCAGGAAUGAACGAAAUUCCAAUACAGAUCAAAACCGUGAAAAACCCCAAAGGCUUCCAUCAGUAUAUGACAGUGAUUACGAGAACACGUCAUCGGAUGGGCAAAUACUUGCUGACAGCAGCGAUGAAGAGAGUGAGUCCAUUGGAAGAAAGAGGAUUGUUCUGGUUCAGCAGGUUCAGCAGGAGCAGGAUUACGUCAAUAGCAGCGACCUAGAUCGUGAGAUGGAAAUAGUGACGAAAGGUAGUGUACGUCACCUUGUAAGCACUCGUAGUGAUGCAUUACGAGGAACUGAGAUUUCAGAACCUGACUAUGUCAACACUGAUGAUGAUAACACUGCUUUAUCUAGUACACAAGAGCCUGAUUAUAUGAACACUGACGAUCUCAUCAAUGCCCAGUUGUUUUCGGACAAUAUCAAACUGAGAGAGGACAUUGUGUUAUCAACAAGUUUUGGUGAGUCUAUGCACCCGUUGAGGGACACAGGGGAAACCCCUGGUGAGGUGUCAUGUGAUCCGCUCCCGCCCGGGAUGGUUCAGAGGAGGUUUGCACCAAUACGAAAGUGCUCCACUUUGCAUAGAGAGUCUGAGAUCAAAAUUGAAGCUGUUGAGAAGGACGCCCGGUCGGAAUACUUAGAAGGAGGUGACCUUGACCCCACGGUACUCAAUGUACAUGCUGUCCCUAGAGACUCAGAGCUGGCCAUCUCAUCUGGUAACAUGCUGCUCACUGAGAGAGUCAAGUCGAGCAUCGCGCCAUUCACUACGACGCCGAAUUACCGUGGUGUUCGUCCUAACACUGGCCCUGAUCUCUCUGGACUGGGCACGUUUGAACGAACCCUACUCCAAACCACCAGUCCCACCUCAAUGCCCAAUGUUUUGCAAAUACCGUGGUAUCACGAGGGGAUCACAAGACACGUUGCUGAAUCACUGCUCACUGCCAAGUCUGUACCUGAUGGCACUUACCUCCUUAGAGACAGUCUCCAAGGGGGCAACGAGUCCCUAACACUCUCUGUGAGGUGUCAGAGGACAGUGAAGCACUACCGCAUUCUGUGGGACGGAAAUCAAUUCACUUUUGGGUUAGGGAAGUUCUCUGAUAUCCAAACACUGAGAGAUCACUUUGACAAUCAGCCAAUCAUCAGCGGAGAGUCAGGUGUGCUUGUCCAACUCACUCACCCGUACCCCAGAUCAGUGGCCGAGCCCGCCAUCUACUUUGACCCUGAUAUAGUGCCCCAAGAAGAAGUUCCUGCAGCUACAUCUACCACUAAUGGUGAGCGACCAGUGGCCAAGAAAUGGGCCAAGAAGGAGAAAAACAUUAAGAGUGUUGGACAGUCGACACCUGAGCUUUCUGUAAACUCAAAGGAAGGGUUCUUGACAAAACUAGGCUAUCAUGUCAAGAAUUGGAAGAAGCGAUGGUUUGUGCUCUAUCGUAACGAGCUCAAGUACUUUUCGAGUCAGGGCAGCAAGGAGCCCCUGAAGGUGAUUGACCUUAAUGAUGUCACUGCUGCGGAGAGGGACGAAUCACUAGGCAAGAACUACUGCUUCAAGCUUGUGACCUCAAGUCGUACCUUCUUCAUGUUUGGGGCGUCUGAUGCUGAGGCUAAUGAGUGGGUGGAGAUACUCAGCUGGAAACUGGGGCAACGAUCAAGAUCAAAUACAAGUACCAGAGAUUGAACUCAUUAAUUACCUUUCGUCCAACGUUCAAUAGUUUUCAACAGUUUUUUAUCUUCAUUCUUCUUGUGAAUUCUCCAUCCAAAUACACAUGAUGAAUUUUAAUUUG
Halichondria panicea is the source of this 2106-nucleotide messenger RNA. RefSeq lists its product as uncharacterized. The record is from RefSeq and is a predicted model, not a curated record. Bases 162 to 2000 code for a protein of 612 amino acids. NCBI's taxonomy places the organism in Eukaryota, Metazoa, Porifera, Demospongiae, Suberitida, Halichondriidae. The transcript has 12 exons.